CGCUUCGCUUUCGCUGCGGGCGGACUCGGAGCUCCGCGCUCAGCCGCUGCCGCGAUGCUGUGUGGCGGGUUGGCGGGAGCCCAGCCGGCUACCGCGGAGACGCAGCAGAUGGUCGAUGAGAGACUCUCAGCUGGUCUACCUCCUCCCUCCUUCUGGACCACAGAACCACUUCUCCCUGUGAGCUCCCCUCCCUCCUGGGACUGGUGAUGCCAGUCAGUCACAUGCUCUUGGUACAGGAAUUUCCUUUUCUGAGCUGGAUUGUGUAUAUGCUCCUUGCUUGUGUUCCUGCACAGCAGAGAGGUGGAGAGAUGCAUAGCCAUGCACCCAAAAGAGGUGAGACCAGCUAUACUGAGCUGGAGUUGAGGCAUGACUACAAGGCUGCAUUACUGGUGAAGCUUCAGGUGGAAGAAAAAGAAGGGAAGAAAUUUGAGGUCUUCACUGCUGUGGAGUUUAAAACUCAGCUGGUUGCUGGAAUAAACUAUUUCAUCAAGGUCCAUGUUGGCAAUGAGGAGUUCUUGCACUUGAGAGUGUUCAAAAGCCUUCCUCAUGAGAACAAAUCUCUGAGCCUCUGCAGUUAUCAGAGCAGCAAGACUAAGCAUGAUGAGCUGACUCAUUUUUAGAGGCUCUUCCAAAGAGCCCCUCAAAUUUUUUUUUAUAGGCUACAAAGUGAUGUUUCCUAUACCAAUGAAUAGAAUGAAAGUGCAUUUAAAAAAUCUUAUCUGAAAAAUCAAUUCCUUUUCUAGAGUUCCCUCCCUCCUCAGUAUCCCAAAGAAGGGACCUGAUUCUCCUCUCACUUACACUAGUGUAAAACAGGCAUAGUUCCAUUGAAAUCAAUGGAUUUACACCAGCAUAAAUUCCAUGUAAGUGACUAGAGAAUCAUGCCCAUAGAAUCUGUUGUGAGCUAAAGAGAAAAGGGAGUGUAACCAGUACAACUGUGACAUAGAGCAGUAUAAGAAUUAGAAUUUUUUCUAGCCCUGUUACAGAAUGUCAGUGUUACUCAAUAAAUUGUAAAGAACAAACCCAUGUUAUUGUUAGGGAACUAAAAAUGGAGGUUUAUGACACUGGAGCAAAUUUGAAAAAGUGAAAAGAAAUAGGAUCAUACUCAUUUGAAAUAGAAGCACUUCCUAGGCGAUCAAAUCCAUCCCCCUGCAAGGAUAUGAUAUAGUUCCCAAUAGAGGACACGACAGAUAUGACAGUGCUUCUUCACCAGAUCUUCACCAAAAGACCUUGUAAGGCAUUAAACCCCCAUAAGCACCUCUAAGCAGAUAUUUCUAUAGAAGGUACAGGGGUGUAUUUAGCAGGAGUUUCGCUCUGUUCUCUUAGCUGUUGUUGAAGAUGUAUGUGUUGAUUUGGAUUGCUCUUUCUUGGGGUUGAGAGGAAGAUGGCCCUUACAAAUAAAACAAUCUCCCUGACAGUCCAGCUGCCAUUAAAGUGCAGAUUAAAAGUGCUAUAUAAGA
Messenger RNA from Dermochelys coriacea (leatherback sea turtle), 1457 nucleotides. Its product is annotated as cystatin-B-like. Gene Ontology annotation, cellular component: cytosol. Lineage: Eukaryota; Metazoa; Chordata; Testudines; Dermochelyidae. The transcript has 5 exons. Gene Ontology annotation, molecular function: cysteine-type endopeptidase inhibitor activity. The record is from RefSeq and is a predicted model, not a curated record. Bases 207 to 620 code for a protein of 137 amino acids.